Stegastes partitus (bicolor damselfish) is the source of this 1278-nucleotide messenger RNA. RefSeq names its product chromosome 20 C2orf81 homolog (gene c20h2orf81). The record is from RefSeq and is a predicted model, not a curated record. The coding region runs from base 76 to 1227 and encodes 383 amino acids. The transcript has 3 exons. NCBI's taxonomy places the organism in Eukaryota, Metazoa, Chordata, Actinopteri, Pomacentridae.
ACACCACCUCCAUCGCAAGACCCAGAAGAGGAAUAUAUUAUUCCUGGUUGCUUAACUCAGGCUCAACGGACAGACAUGUUGAUCCAGGAGGAUGCAGAUGAGAUAGUGGGGGAGAUCAUGGAUGAACUAUUGAGUAAGGUCAUGGAAAGCUGUUUAAAGGUGGACAUUGACAGACAGCUAAUACCUUUCUGCGCAUCCUGGGCCAUGGGCUACCUCACACAGACUCUAGAGUGCCAAGUCUUGUGCCUUGAUGAGGGAGAAGACCAAGAAGAAGCAUCUAGAACAGAAGACUCUGAGCCUGUGCCAGGGAUUCCAGAUGCUUGGGCUGAAGGAUGUGUUCCUGUUAUAUAUGCUACCCAUGGACCUCAUCUCACCUCACAACAGGAGGUGGAUGGUGGCCAGGUCCUAGCACAAACAGAGCUAAGUGUCAACCAGCAAUAUAAUGUUGUGGCCCAAACAGAGAGCUCUUCAGUACAAACUAAGAAUGAAAUAAGUCUCCAGAGCCUUGUCAGUGACAAGCACUGUAAAGUGGUUGAUCCUUGCCUUCCACGAAAAACUGAUCCAAAGAAAAAGCAGCAGAUUCAUUUAUCUGCCAGACAUGUUCAAGGCAAAUUACUACCACCCUUGUCCUGCUCACCAGAAAAAAAGGAUGUGGAGGUAGAGGGUAAAAAUAUAAGACAUUCUGUUCAAUCACAACAUCCGCAAAAGAACUGCCACCGCAUACCAAAGCUUGAUAAGCUCAGCUUGCCUCAACAUUGUCUUUUUCCUCAGUUUGAGAUUGUGGAUAACAAUUACACAAAAUCCAACUUGAAGAAACCAAAUGGACUAUCCAGACUAGAGCCAAGAUAUAACAAGCAGCAAGCUGACAGGACAUUACCGUCACUGAAGCCACUAACCAGCUCCAAGGAUCAGCCAAAAAUGUUUCAGAGACAAAGUGAAGAUGAUCCUUGUCUGAAGAAACUGUCUCCUUCUAAACAUGGAAAGGAGCAGACUGAGCAGACCAGGCCUCUCAGACUGGAAACAAUGAUCUUGGCCAAGGGUGUUUCUCUCUCGAAUCCCCAGUCUGUUGAACUUAACCCUCUCAAAUUCAACAAUCCAACCCAGUUUAUGAAUCUGAGGCCAAUACAGAGGAGCGUAGCUGUGCCACUUUAUUCAGUUGAUCAGCUUACCAGUGGUCCACCACCUCAGGUCACUCCAUUGUUUCAGCCCAAGAGCUGUGAAAACUGAUUUUAAGGGUUAGUGGUGUCUGUAUUUGUAUUUUGAGAAUGGUCGUUAUGU